CUCGUCUCCCUCCCAUCGACGUACGUCUGUCAAUCAACGCACGCUAUAUACGCGACGUGUUCAAGUAACUGCGCACUAAUCGCGGUCUGGUUUGGUUAAGGCAUUUUCAUUGAGCAUUAAAGAGACGAAAGGAUUGUAGAACGUGAUAGCGAUUGCUUGGGUGGGCGAUGGGGCUGAUGCCUUCACUGGAUCGGCUACUCCGCCGCCGCUUGCAUUGUUCUUUCGACGAGAUGGCACCUCGCCGUGCACAGACCCCGGCAUGCCGCAUGCUUCAUAGUGUCAGAAGUCCUGGGAGUGCCACACUUGGCUUGACAUAAGGUACAGCAAGCGAGGAAGCAUGUGAUUGAACUUUUCUUGCGAUGCAAUGCGUAGUAUUGACUAAAUUCAAUCAAUUGUACGGCAUUGCACACGAUGGCCGCGGUAUAUCGCUCGUUGUCGAAGAGCAAGGCGAACGGGCAGACGCAAGAACACAAUGGAGACGACCGGCCAAGGAAUAGACAGAGAGUGCUCAUGCUCACGUCUAGAGGCGUGACACAUCGCAACCGCCACCUCCUAGCAGACCUCUACUCCCUCCUGCCCCACAGCCGCAAAGACGCCAAACUCGACUCCAAGAAGAACCUCGCCGAACUCAAUGAGCUCGCCGACCUGCACAACUGCAACAACAUCCUCUUCUUCGAAGCGCGCAAAGCCAAAGACCUCUACCUGUGGCUCUCCAAACCUCCCAACGGCCCCACCGUCAAAUUCCACUGCCAGAACGUGCACACGAUGGAAGAGCUCAACUUCACCGGCAACUGCCUCAAGGGAUCCCGACCUAUCCUGUCUUUCGACGCGAGUUUCGACAAACAAGCGCAUCUCCGUGUUGUCAAAGAGCUGCUGACGCAUACCUUUGGCGUGCCGCAGGCGAGUAGGAAGGUGAAACCGUUCGUUGAUCAUGUUACGGGGUUCACGAUAGCGGGGAACAAGAUUUGGAUACGGAAUUACCAGAUUGCGGAGACGGAGCAAGCGAAGGGCAAGAAGCCCGGUGAUCAGGAGAACCAGGAGCCACCAGCGGCUGUCUCGGCGCCGAAGGAAGGUAAAGGCGACACGACCGUCUCUCUAGUUGAGAUCGGGCCUCGCUUCGUGCUCACGCCGAUUGUGGUGCUGGAGGGUAGCUUUGGCGGGCCGGUGAUAUAUGAGAAUAGAGAGUUUGUCAGUCCGAAUCAAGUCCGGGCAGAUCUGCGGAGGACGAAGGCGGGGAGGUAUAAUAAGCGGGCGGAGGGGACGUUGGAGCGGAAGGUGAAAAGACGUGAUCUGGGUUUGAGGACGGGCGAGGGGAGGAGGGAGAUUGAUGAGCUUGAUGAGCGGGUGCUGUUUGCUUGAGGGUUAAAUGGUGUGGUCGUAGGCCAAUAUGUUGAUACGGUAUAGCGUGGCGUUGGUGGUAGUGUGAAAAAGAUACCCAUAUCAAGCGCAGAGUGCGAGGUCAGUAUAUGGAACGAAGCGUC
Messenger RNA from Baudoinia panamericana UAMH 10762, 1481 nucleotides. RefSeq lists its product as uncharacterized. Gene Ontology annotation, biological process: ribosomal large subunit assembly; rRNA processing. Gene Ontology annotation, molecular function: rRNA binding. Gene Ontology annotation, cellular component: nucleolus. Lineage: Eukaryota; Fungi; Ascomycota; Dothideomycetes; Mycosphaerellales; Teratosphaeriaceae. The transcript has 2 exons. The record is from RefSeq and is a predicted model, not a curated record. The coding region runs from base 412 to 1359 and encodes 315 amino acids.